AUGGAACAAAAAAUGAUGCGGUUUCUUUUGUUUUGGUUCUUUGUGGUUACUGUUGCUAGUUUACAUGGUGUGCGGGGGUCCCACUUUGCUGUGGCUCCUCCGACAAGAAUAUGGAGUGUUUUGAACCGUCUGUUACAUGGGUCUUCUUUACGUUCCAGGGUGUUGAAUGAUCUUUAUCCUUUGGUUACAGGUGUAGAGGAAGGCGUUGAUGCGUAUGCUGAAGAUGGUGAGCUUGUCGAUUUGGUUGCUGAUGUGCUUGUUGAUAAAUUCGAUUUGCCAGAAAUGGCAUCCCUCUUUCUACAUUAUUACGAUUUGUAUCCUAUGGGUUUCCCAUCUGGUAAUCAAACGUUUAAUAACGAGAACUAUUUUAUUUUAAAUGGUCAGAAAUUUUUAAAUGCAGAAGAUAUUUUUUACUUCAAAACUGGAGAUUUAAAAGCACAGUCAAAAAUACCAGACUCACAAAUCGUCCAAGACAAUGACGUUGUGAUCGGCAAAGAUCCAACAGCUCCUAUAUGUAUCUUAUAUGGUUGUCCCUCUCCUGGCGAUGACUCUGAAAACUCGUUUGAUGCUUUUAAUAGAAAUUUAUACAGCGAUGCCGUCAAUACUGGGAAACUAAGAUUUAUUUGGCGCUCUACAUGUUCUUUUGAUUUCGAUGAUCCUGAACAAGAAUUAGGAUACCCUCUUGAGUUGACAAAAAGAGAAGGACUACGAAAUGCUAUUUGGAAAUGGGAUACCCCAUAUGAUAUGCCGGAACAAUUUUCCAAAGUGGGUUAUGAGAUGUAUGAGCCAAAAGUUGAAGAACUUGGGGACUUAGAUUUACGUGUCUCUUCCUUGAUUGCAAAAACAUACAAAGAAAACAAGGAUUUCAAAAAAACUUUUAAAUUGAUUAAAGGGAUCUCCAAUAAUUUCCCUCUUAUAAUCAAAGAUUUAUUAAAAUUAAAGAUUAAUAAUAAGAUAAUGGAAAGUAACGAGAAGUUUCAAAAAAGUGGAGUUGAUUAUAAUAUGCUAGGUCUUUUUAUUAACGGACAAAGUAUGAGGUAUUCAGCUUUGGAUGAUUAUUCUUUAUUGAAUGCGAUAACCAAAGAAUAUAAGAGAAUAAGUAGUUUUCAAAAUGAUUUAAAACAUUUUAAGUUAAAACAUUUUAAAAAAGCUUCUAAAUCAUUGUUGAAUAAAUUUUCUUCAAUUUCGUUAUCAAAUUUACAAGAAAUGCAGCCAAAUAAAAUUGAUUUACAUAGACAUCCAGCUUUUGCUAAUAGUAUUAUUUAUUUUAAUGAUAUUGAAAAAGACAAGCAAUAUAAAGGGUUGAGUAAAAAAAUAGAAAGGUUCUUUGAAAAAUCAAAAUUUGGUGAAGUUCCAGAAUUAAGAAAAAAUUGGAAUGAAGUGAUCUUUGUUAUAGAUUUUAAUGACUUAGAAAACUCAGUAACUCAAGAAGCAUUGGCAGGCUUGUUACGUGCCUUAACUAUUAUUGAACAAGGAUACCCACAAAGAAUUGGUUUAUUACCUCUAAAUACUGGUCUGGAUAAAAAUAUUAUCAAUUCAAUUUAUGAAUUAAAAGAAUCUAAUUUACAAAAUUUGAUAGAGUUUCUAACUCAAUUAGAGGCCAAUAAGGAGGGUGAAAGAACAGAUGAGGAAUUCCUAUUCAGUGAUUUUGAUGACGUUCCAAAUGUUGCAGAAUUAUUGAAUGAGUUACAAAUAUUUGGAACUUCUAUUAUCAUUAAUGGUGAAAUAUAUCCUUUUAAAUCGAAUACAUGGCAUUAUUUACUUACCAAAGUUAUUAAAAAAGAUGUCAACUUACUGAAAAGGGAGUUAACUAAAUAUAAAGGUCAGAAGAAAGUUGAUGUUAGAGGAAUUUUACAUUUAAAGUCUGCUACCGGUAGACAUUUUAAAUAUACUCCAGAUUAUUUUUCAGAUGCUACUUAUACUUCAAUGAAUAGUUUUGAGUUGGAUAGUCUUGAUGUGGGUAUUAUUGAUUUUAUCCCAAUUGAAGAGUAUAAUGUGUUACACACUAUCUCGUUGGUUGACGAUUUUGAAAAUGAAAUUUCCCUUGAAAGGUUGCAUAAUAUAUUGAAGGUAGGAUUUUCUGGGAUCAGGAUCAGAUUAAUUAAUACUAAUACAAAUAUCAAGAGUAAGACAUGGAAGUCCUUGCAGUUAAUAUUGAAAACUUCCAAUGACGAUAUUGAAUCGAAGUUAGUGUCCUUGAUUAAACAGGUUAGAAAAUCUAAUAAAAAUAAAGUUACCAAAUCAGAAAAUAAAUUGAAUAUUGAGCUUUUAUCGAAAUGGUUGCCUGAUAUUUCUAACAGAAUUUUAAAGAGUUCAGAUGCUUUUUUCACUAUUAACGGUAGAUUUGUUCAUUUAGAAUCUUCUGAACUUCCUUCUACUACUGAUUUUAAAAACAUUAUUCAGCGUGAGGCUAAAAGAACAAUUGAUGCCGUUAUGGUGCUGGAGGAUGAGUAUCCUGGAUUCACAGAAGAGAGAAUUGACCCAAAUCUUAUUGAAAUGGUUUCAUCGCAUUUAACAAAGUUAUUCUACCACGGAUCACAAAUUUAUGACAAUGGUAUAGAUUAUAAGACUGAAAGUACUUUACCUCGUAUGAAUCUCUCUGGAUUCUUCAAGAACAAUGGAUAUACGGUAUUUGAGCGCUCAUCAAAAAAGUCGCAACCGAUUGAACUCACCUUAGUUAUUGACCCAUUAGAAGAAAGAACGCAGAAGAUAAUGACGCUAGUGGAUAAAAUCAUGGAUCUUGAUUUUAUAAGCAUCCAAAUAGUUUUAUUACCAACUAAUGAAUUGAAAGUGGUGCCAAAUCAACGUAUUUAUAUUGAUGAUAGUUCAGAAUAUCACUCUGAGAUCCAUUCUUUAAAGAAAACAUUUAAUAUCGACAUCGAUAAUCCAUACCAAAUUACCAUUAAAAACCAUGAAAACAUUGGCUAUAAGUCAGUGGUAUUAGACGUGAAUGCAUUUAAUGAGAAGGAUCCCAUUAGUGAAAACAACAUCGAUGGCAUAUCUGGGGCAUGUCUACAACUAAUUGGUGAAAAUGGAGAAGUGAUUGACAAAACUUUUACAAUGGGUACGUUUGGUUAUGGACAAUUUCAAAUAUCAAAAUUAAGUUCGAAAUUAAAAAUUCAAAGUUGCGAUAAUAAUUUUGAGGUGGUGUCUAUCUCUAUGGACGGUAAACCGGAUUAUAUUGAAGAUGAAACCAUCGAGUUGUUAAAUUUUGACCCACACAAAGUAUACGUAAAACUAAGGAAACUGGAAUCAAAACCAAGUAAUGACGCUGAAGAUAAGACCGCGAUUAAUAUUUUCAAUAUAAUAAAUGAUGAAACAGAAAAUGAGGAAGAACAAUACAAAAAAUUCAUCACUACGAUAAGUACUCAUAACGUGGAUAACAAGAAAAUCAAUUUUUGGUUAUUAAAUGAACCUUACCUAAGUAACAAUUUACUCACCUUCAUCCAACGAUUUAAUAAUGAGCAUAACUCAAUGAGCAUUGAAUUACUUAAUUAUCAAUGGCCAACUUGGUUACGCCCACAACGAUUCAGGUCCAGAGAGAUGAAGAUUUCCAAGAUCCUGUUCAACGACGUUCUGUUUCCGAGGGAAGUAAAACAAGUGAUAUACAUGGACUUGACAGAAGAAGAACCGGUGGCAGUGGAUCCAUUUGUGAUUGCCAAGAGAUUAAAUCAACAACGGGACCAGGACUAUUCAUUCCGGAUGGUGAAGAUGGAAGGCACGGGAUAUUGGGACGAAGGGUAUUGGUUAAAAUACAAGACCGAAAAUGAGAAUAAUAAACUGGCCUUUAACUUUUAUUCCAGCCGACCAAUAAUCGUUAUUAACAUCAAAAAACUACGAGAACAAAAGAGUGAAUUUUAUAGCGAUAAAAGUAUAGGGGAUCUAAUCAGAAUCCAUUACCAAAGGGUAUCGAAUGAUUUCAAUUCAUUGCAGAAUAUCGACCAGGACUUAUUAAACGAUCUUCAAAACCAAGUCACAAUUAGAGAAAUCGCGAAAUAUUUACUGAAGCCACUAGAGGCAAAUAGUUCUGGUUCAUCGGAUGCGAAUCUACACGAUGAGUUGUAA
Molecule: messenger RNA, 4065 nt
Organism: Tetrapisispora phaffii CBS 4417
Lineage: Eukaryota; Fungi; Ascomycota; Saccharomycetes; Saccharomycetales; Saccharomycetaceae
Gene: KRE5
Product: Kre5p
Exons: 1
Coding region: 1-4065 (1354 amino acids)
Cellular component (GO): endoplasmic reticulum
Molecular function (GO): UDP-glucose:glycoprotein glucosyltransferase activity
Source: RefSeq, a predicted model, not a curated record